This is a messenger RNA of Juglans microcarpa x Juglans regia, 672 nucleotides long. RefSeq lists its product as uncharacterized. Lineage: Eukaryota; Viridiplantae; Streptophyta; Magnoliopsida; Fagales; Juglandaceae. The record is from RefSeq and is a predicted model, not a curated record. The transcript has a single exon. Bases 111 to 545 code for a protein of 144 amino acids.
CCACAUUCACCCGAGGACAAAAUGGCAUGGACAUAGCUAGCCAAACGUAGGGAUAAUAAAACAGAAUAGUUUUGGUGGCUUCGCGUUAGUCAAAACGAGUUUCACAUUCAAUGGAACACCCAGAUAUGAAGCAAAGCAUCAAACAAACAGAGCUAGAGCUAGAUAUGAAUAAGGAGGAAGUAGAAGCGAUGACACGAAGAUGGAUGGCUUCCUGCAGCGGGCGGCUCUGUGUCUCGCCUGCCAUGGCUCCUGCUGCAGGCAAUUCGGAGUCAGAAGAUGGGCUUCUCUUUUUGCGUGACAAGCACUUUGAGCUACAUGGAGAGAUCAUGAUGUUUGCGCUUGUCGCUUUCUUCUCUCUUUUUAUCCUAUUCCUCGUCAUGCUGCCUUAUCUCAAGCGCCUUAGCAAUCAUGAAUCGGAGUAUUCAGGCUCUGUGGCACCGCAAAACUGUCCGUUUCCGUGGCUGAGGAAGAGGAGGAUGGAGGAUGUCGCACCAGAAGUAUCACUGCAGGGCGAGAAUGAAUUUAGCAGGAAAUUCCCCCUGUAAGUGCUUUGGUUACUUUGAAAGAACUUAAUUUCCAUAGAAAAAAGCAAUAGUUCCUUGUAUUGAACAGCUAGCUAGGUAUCAUGACUAUGCCUGAGGCCGGUUAGUACCUAAUGUUUCAUAAUCCAUG